AUGACAGCAGUGAUGGAUGAUGGGAGAAAACAUGGCAUUAUGGGAGCCCAGGAGGAGCGUGACAACAGGAGGUCAGCAGCAGCUCCAUCUGAUCAGGUUUGUUCUCUUUUAAAGCACUCAGUUUUCCUCCUGAAGCGUUAUCCAAUAGGAAAAGAGGGAAUGAACGGUGUGCUGUGUGUUGUUGUGCAGGCUGAGGAUGUGAACAGGACUCUGGAAGGAGGCCGCAAGCCGCUUCAUUACGCUGCAGACAGCGGUCAGGCCGAGAUGCUGGAGUUUCUGCUGUCUAAAGGAGCCGAUGUGAACGCUCCAGAUAAACACGGCAUCACCCCGCUGCUGUCUGCCACUUACGAGGGUCACGUGAGCUGCGUGAAGAUUCUUCUAGAAAAGGGUGCUGUUAAGGAACGGAAAGGUCCGGAUGGUCUCAGUGCGUUCGAGGCGGCCGAGAGCGAGGCCAUCAAAGAUCUACUAAAGUGAGUCGGACGCUGCCGGCAGCGGAGAGGUUCUGACCACAACCACUGGAUCCUGCAAACACUCUCUCUCACACACACACACACACACACACACACCUCUCUGUCUCUGCCCGCUGGCUGCUGCAGCUCCUCUAGGUUUCCUUUUGUUUUGUUUUCAUCCAUGACCUUUUUAUUUGAUUUGGGGGAGGGGCUUAAUUUCCCCUCUAGUUGAUCGGAGUCAGCCAUUGGCUGAUGGACCUGUCACUCAUGCCUCCCAUAAGGACCAAUGGGAAUGCCUGUCUAACACCACUAAACACGAACUUUAGAGUUCAGACUACAGCGAGUGAGCGAGUGUAUGAUGAUGAUGAUCAUGAUAACGUGUACGUUUCAUUUUCAGACUGUUAAUUAGAAACGAGUGGUUUGUAUAGUUCAUAGAGCUGAUGAAUUACCCUGCUUCAGCUCAACGUCAUUCCCGUCACAUUAGAUGCUCAAAGAACAAAUAUUACAGAUGCUUGAAUGGCUCUGCUGACGUGCACGUUUGCUUUUGUGCCCCUUUGAUUUUGUGUUGUUGUGGCAAAAAUAAAUGGAUUCUCAGCCUCUGUGCGCUUGUAGAGUGUUAAACAGUCUCCAGCAGGACAUGUCUUACUCCUGAGAUGUUGCCCUCUCCAGAUUCUCUCACUCUUUUAGGCCGUCUGUCUCUCUCUCUCUUUCUGCAUGAUGGUGUUUUAGCUUUUCAAUAGUCUUGAACUGAAAUUCACAUCGGUUAGCGAAUGAGCAUUUUAAAGAUCCAUAUCUGCUAUUGUUGUGAAAAAGUCCCUUUGAAAACAAAAAAACAAACAAACUAAUAAAACG
This is a messenger RNA of Sinocyclocheilus anshuiensis, 1301 nucleotides long. It is a transcript of the gene mtpn, whose product is annotated as myotrophin. Gene Ontology annotation, molecular function: ubiquitin-protein transferase activity; protein binding. Bases 1 to 474 code for a protein of 157 amino acids. Gene Ontology annotation, biological process: protein K6-linked ubiquitination. The transcript has 5 exons. Gene Ontology annotation, cellular component: BRCA1-BARD1 complex; BRCA1-A complex. The record is from RefSeq and is a predicted model, not a curated record. Lineage: Eukaryota; Metazoa; Chordata; Actinopteri; Cypriniformes; Cyprinidae.